This is a messenger RNA of Penicillium soppii, 909 nucleotides long. Its product is annotated as unc-50 family protein. The transcript is spliced from 3 exons. The coding region runs from base 1 to 909 and encodes 302 amino acids. The record is from RefSeq and is a predicted model, not a curated record. Gene Ontology annotation, cellular component: Golgi membrane. NCBI's taxonomy places the organism in Eukaryota, Fungi, Ascomycota, Eurotiomycetes, Eurotiales, Aspergillaceae.
AUGAACCCUCACAUCUCUGUUCCUCGUCAACAUGCCGGCUCGUCGACCUUUGGAUCAACUCCCGCAACCCGCGGGUCCAGCGUCCGGAUGCCGCGCUUCUUCAAAAGACUCUUCAAGUUCCCACAGAUGGACUUUGAAAUGGCAGUCUGGGAGAUGACUUCGCUGCUAAUCGCCCCUAAAAAAGUCUUCAAAUCGAUAUACUAUCAUAACACAUGGCACCGGCCAGACCCAUCAUUCACAUAUCUUCUCUCAUUCUUCCUCCUCCUCACAGCAUUUGCCUGGGGCCUCGCCUACACGCCGAGUUUCGGCGCAAUCAUCCGCCUAACGUUCCUCUUCGUGUUCGUGCAUUUCAUCGGCUCGUCCCUCCUAAUCUCAACCAUUGGAUACUUUAUCAUUGGCAAGCUAUUCGGCCCCAAUGGGGCCGCCGCCUCUCUAGCCGGUUUGCGGGGGUCCCGGGGCCGGAGACGAGGUGCUGCACAGGGCUUGUUCAUGCAGCCAGGAGAGAAGGACCAAUUGGAGUUUGGAUAUUGCUUUGAUGUAAGCCCGCUCCCGAAUCCUACGAUCGCAACUUUGAGACCCCUAAUAACCAUUUGCCAGGUAUCCAACCGUGCCUUCUUCCCCCUCUACCUCCACCUUUACGUGGUACAGUUCCUCCUACUUCCUCUGCUCACCCGCAGCCCGAGUAAUUUCCUGGCAACGUUCCUAGGCAACUCGCUCUACCUUUCGGCCCUCAUCUACUACACCUAUAUCACCUUCUUGGGCUACAAUGCCCUCCCAUUCUUGCACAACACCGAGCUCCUGCUUGUGCCCAUCCUCAUCUUCGCUAUUCUGUGGCUAAUCAGUCUGAUUGCUGGCUGGGGCAUCGUCAUGCAAGGCCGCAGUGUUGAGGGAUUACUGUUGGGCGUGUGA